AUGGCACAAGAUAAAAAAACCGGGCAUCCGGGACCAGGACAACAGCCCAGCAAUAUAAAAGAACAAACUGCACGACAAGCUUCGAAAGCCGACGUGUCGGCCAUGAUCGAAAGGAUCUGCAACAGGUCGGGCGAAGAUAUAGCUGCCGACUCAGAGAGGCUUGCUGCGGAAGCAAGGCGAUUUUAUGAAGAACAAAUGCGCAUUCGGUCACAGAAUCAAAGAGAGCAGAUGAUUUACAUUGCGAAACUGGCUCUGCCCGUCGCUUUCAUUCUUGGGGCGUGGCAUUGGCUCUGCUAA
This is a messenger RNA of Fusarium odoratissimum NRRL 54006, 297 nucleotides long. RefSeq lists its product as uncharacterized. Lineage: Eukaryota; Fungi; Ascomycota; Sordariomycetes; Hypocreales; Nectriaceae. The transcript has a single exon. The record is from RefSeq and is a predicted model, not a curated record. Bases 1 to 297 code for a protein of 98 amino acids.